This is a messenger RNA of Ceutorhynchus assimilis (cabbage seed weevil), 1135 nucleotides long. The record is from the annotation of a GenBank genome assembly. Lineage: Eukaryota; Metazoa; Arthropoda; Insecta; Coleoptera; Curculionidae.
UAAAAAGUCAACUCAUCCUUCAUCUAUCCAUGAGCAUGCUCUAAUAAAAGAAAGAAAAGAAGAAAACAAGUGCACAAGUGCACCAAACAGCAUUUUUAUUUUAAAUUUUUCUUGUGCAAUGGGAACUGAGGCUAAAGACCGCAAUACAUUGUAUUUACGUUUGCCCAUUAAAAUCACAGACCAACAUCAAAUUUUGGAAUUGCACCCUAAAAUAUCCGUUGUCCAUUUACCAAGACAGAAAUCGCGUCGUUGGUGUACCCUAGACUUCGCCACCAAAGCCGAUUUAGAAGAAGUUCGCGAAGCCCUUAAAAAGGUCAAAAUAAACGGAAAAUCCAUCGUUUUGAAACCAUUGAAAUUGAAAAUUCAAAAGAUAGAGAAACGAACUAUUGGCAUAAUGAAGCAGUUUCUGGGAAGUCCGUGGGAGGAAUUUGAAGCAGGAGAUGAGCUUGAUGAUUUAACUGAAGGUAUACAGGCAAAUUUUGAAACAGCGAUUCUGCCUUUGGAUCCUAAUUUCGAUAUUGAGGUGUUAUCCAAUCCCCCUGGCUAUGAAACAGACGACGACGACGAUCUUGAUAACAGCAAUCUCGACAACAACUUUGACGAUGUUUGUGAUGAUAUCGAUGAUGAUAGCUCAGAGGGCUCCUCUUAUCAUCCUGAUCAAGAUUAUGAUGAGGCUAUGGAAGCUGAUGACUUAAUCUUUGGGGUAGAUGAAGAUGAAACUGAUUCUGAUGAUGAUGAUGUAAUGCUGUCAAAUCAUAUAGAUGAGGGAGAAGUGAGUCCUUACGGAAUAUUGGAUUCUCCCGUAGCCGCGGAUGCUUCUAUAUCAUCAAACUCAGAUUCAGAUUGGUCUAAUUUAGAUUUAUAAUAUAGUUAAGUUUUUUUUUAUGUGCAUAGGUACAUAAACUUGAAUCUAUUUUUUUUUUUGUACAAAUUCUAAAUGUACAUAUUUAUCUAAAAAUCUAAUUAGGCAAGUAAUUUAGUUAAAUGUUUUCGGGUUAUUAUAUAUUAUAAUAUUAUGUAAGUUUUCCCAGGGAGCGCCUGUUUUGAUUUUCGUUUAUGCCAAUAGUAAUUUUGUUUGUGCAUAUUAUGUAGGUUUAAUUUUUUUUUAACAUUAAAAAAAAUGGGUUACUUAAGA